Messenger RNA from Conger conger (European conger), 3939 nucleotides. RefSeq lists its product as uncharacterized. The transcript has 5 exons. Lineage: Eukaryota; Metazoa; Chordata; Actinopteri; Anguilliformes; Congridae. Bases 431 to 925 code for a protein of 164 amino acids. The record is from RefSeq and is a predicted model, not a curated record.
GAUUGAGGGAAGUAGAGACAGACAGAGAGAGCAAGAGAAAAAGAAAGACAGAACGGAAGGAAGAAAAUAAUCUACAAGGAUUAUGAUUAUUUUCCUAAUAGACUGCAUCUCUGUGGGGCUACAGCGUUUCUACUAAGUAGCCGAGAGACACAGCUGAGGAGGAGGAACAAGGGGGAAGGGAAAGAGAGAACAUAGGGAGACAGAGGGAUAGAGUGAGAGAAAGAAAAGGAAGAGACCCUCUUCAUCUUGCUCCCACCUCUCUCUCUAUACCUACAAAGCGGCACUCAGCUGAAGACAGUGGGUGUUGAUUUGUGGCUGUUGUCUAUGGAGUUCACAAUGCUUCAUCAGACCUCAGUUACAGUAAGAAACACAGACAGCACCACAGAGUGAGCCCUUCACAAGCUUCAGCGCCUGCCCCUGAAAAGGAAAGAUGUCUCUAACCACGACAGAGGCCAACUUCUCCAGCCCCAUCCCCACAACCGUCUUCUUCCCCGGCUCCACUGUGACUGGGGAUGGGCGUGACAACAGCACUGUGCGGGCCACCACCAUGACCAUGUCUGUGACCAUGGUGACAAACGACACUAGCUUCAACUCUACCAAACUGCCAGAGCUGGAUAUACCUGGGUCUGGGAUGGGCAUGGUCCUCGUCCCUUUUGGCAUCAUCACGGUUAUUGGCCUGGCCGUGGUCAUGAUGCUAUAUAUCAGGAAAAGGAAGAGACUGGAGAAAUUGAGGCACCAGCUCAUGCCCAUGUAUAACUUUGACCCGGCUGAGGAGCAAGAUGAACUGGAGCAGGAGCUUCUCGACCACGGCCGUGAGGGUGCUGGCACCGGAGCCAAUGCCAAGACACUGAUGCCCAGUCAAGGGACUGCACAGAGGCCCAGUCGACUCGUCUUCACAGAUGUGGCCAAUGCCAUCAAUGCAUGAUGUCAUCAUCACUAGCACACGUAGGGGGUAGGGUGGGCGGUGAGACUGGAGAGUGGUGUCCCCUUAGGUUUAGGGUGUUAUCGUGCGGGAGGAGAGAGGAGAGCAAUGGCCACAAGGACAUUGAAUAGGGCAUGAAAUAUAUUCCUUAGUGCAGACCUGCACUGAGAAUGUACAUAGAGGUAAUAACUUCCAAUGGGCCUCAUACAAGCCUGACGGGAAAUGCUGGAUACAGAGCAUAUGGGAUUUGUUUCAUCCUAUGAGGGAUGUAACUCACUUGUGGAAAAGGGAAAAAUGAAAUGUGUACCAGCAUACUACCAAAUUGAUAACACAUUCUAUUUUGAUCAAGCAUACAAUAUUAGAUUUUUAAAAGUGUUUUUUCCAUUACACAGUAAAAUGUUCAGUGUUAAAUGAACUCUUGCAUACUACAUAUGGUAUUUAUUACUGAUAUGUACUCUAUGAGAGUUGAAGAAACACUGGACAUUUUACUGGGUAUAUUUGUCAUUUUCUAUAAACCCCUUUUCAAAAGGAACUUUGGGAUGUGGCUUAUGUAGUUCUCAGGAUCUCUGGAAGGUGGUGAUGAGUAAUGUGCUAAUCCUGCAGGUUUUAGGAUUGCCAUUCAAUUAUCAAUCAAUGUUCUUCCAAGAACACCAGGUGAGGUGAUUUCUUGUCUUAAAAAUGACAACAAUUAAAUAAUUAAGUCAGUUAUGACCAGAAGAUCAGACCAGAUCCCUGCUGUAGAUUACACCUAUGUUUUGUCCAAUAGAGUGAGCUGACAGCUUCAUGAAGUCUCACAGAUUGGCUACUGGGAAAGAAGUCCAGGGAAAUAAGCAUGUCUAACUCCUGGUAGACUUAAUCUCCCAUGAGCACCUCUGUAACAUCUUCUGUGGCAUUGAGGUCAGCUUAUCAAGGGCACUCAAGGGUUGUCCCACAGCUAGAAUCUUAGAUUUUGUGAAAUGUAUUUAUUGCAGUGAUUGGGUAGUGAUGCACAAGGGCUAUAUGGAACUAUGGGAUAAAUGGGGGAUUUGUGCAGUCUUGACCCUUUUCUGUGUGUCUAAUGACUACAGGAGAAUGCAUCGUAGGGCAUGUAUGGUUUCUUGUGUGUGAACACUGAAAGAUGAAGGAGUAUCUCACAUCUCUUGCUGUCCUCCCAAGAUUCUGGGCUUCAUUAUGCACCUCUUUAUUUAUUUGACUCUUUUGUUAGGUUUAUUAGCCUGAACCACUGAAUAUAAGCAACAAGUCGACAGGAGAAAUCUAUAGUGCUGUACAGAAAAGACACGUAACUUUGAAACUUAUAUUGUAUAAUGUUGAUCCUUGGACGCAUGAGUUAUUUCAAUAUUUGUGGCACCUUACUGGACGCUUACUGGAUUUGAGGAUGGAUAGGACUGCUUGUUUUAAGGCAACGUGGCUGAGCCUCGUUUGUCAUGUCUGCUGGACGGCAACGUGACUGUCACUCCCACACCUGGGCAGGGAACAUAGAGAGCACAGCUCUGACCUGGACAGAGCAGCAGCAGGAGAACGUCAGAGGCAUAUUCACAGUCGCACAGCCUGGAUGAGAAACUCACCGGGUCAGUCUUGGGAGCUCCACACUGACUACUGUUUGAAUGGAGGCUCUGUCUGGCCAGCGUCAUGUGCGGCAUGGGUCCUCCCACCCCACCCCCUUCACACUGUGACACACAUUCAUGACUGACAUAACAGGACCUCUCCACCUUUCAGCUCUUCAAGACACUCUCUGAUGACCCAAAGAUGUUUCUGCUUGUUUUCCACUCUCUGUACCAACAAAGAACCAUUUCUGUGGUGACUAAAACCGUGUUCCUUUUUUUUUACCAAACAUCUGCACAUAUAUAUCACUGAGAAACUCUGCUGUCAGGGCUGGUUUCUAAAUGGAAACAAAUUCCUACCGUGGAAGUUUAAUUUCUUUUAAAUAACUUACAGAUACAACUUGAUGAGAUUGUGUGCAGGGUACAGAAGAAUAAGGAAUAGCCAUGUUUAAGUUCAACUGUGCUGCACCCUGGCUUGGUGAUUCUUGGGACUCAAUUGUACAUUUGAAGGAAAAGAGCUGAUGUAAAAAAAUUUUAAAAAAAUUAAAAAAGACCAGGAACAAACUGGGAUGGAAGGGGAUAUCACAGAUACACAACUAUCCUUGACCUCAUGGAAUGUCAAAUUCAGCAAGUCACAAGCUACUUAAAAUGUGACUCUGCCCUGGUUAAAAUCACCACGGUUUUUGAGACCCCACCAUUAAAAUAAGGCUCCUUACAUGGCUCGGAGCCUCUUGUGUUCCCCUCCACCCCAGUGUCCUGGACUCAGGGACACUGCAAUUCAGAAUAAAUACACCUACUAAAUCUCGGCAAUUAGGAAAAUAUUGGUGUUUGGGAAAUUAAAAUGGGAGAGAAGAAAUCAAAUCAAAAGAUGGAAGUUUCUAGAGCUAAGUGCAAUAAAUGUUUAAAGCAACAACUUGUUGGGAGUAAAUCUGAGAGGACAUGCGUAUAAUUGGAGCCCCAAGUGGACGAACACUGUUUGUGCACACACUGUGCUCCAAAAUCCAAAAUGGCAAAUCCACACAUUCAUAUUUCACCUUAAAGCUUGGGAUCUCUCGCUCCAAACUGUUCAUAGUUGUGCUGGGGUAGAGUAAACAUUGAAUCUGUCCAUAACUGCCUGCAGGUAGGAGUGUAUGCAUGUUGUCAUAAGUUGUGGUAGGGAUGAAUGUGUGUACACAUGUAGUCACAAGGCAGAGGAGGGCAUACUUGUGUGUGUGUGUGUGUUUGUGUGUGUGUGUGUGUGUGUGUGAGAGAGAGAGAGAGAGAGAGAGAGAGAGAGAAAGAGAGAGAGAGAGAGAGAGAAAGAGAGAUUGAGUAGGAUAGUAGGUUAGGGUUUGCACGAUCCUUGCCAUAGGAUUAUGAUGUGAUAAAACUGCCCUCCCUUCUCUCCCUCUCCGGAGGUCAGCUCUGCUGCAAUGUGUACUUUUUGAAAUGUUAAUUUUGUGAACUGAAUAAAAUGAGUACUCUCUGGGCCAUGUA